Symbiodinium sp. CCMP2456 is the source of this 1281-nucleotide messenger RNA. Lineage: Eukaryota; Dinophyceae; Suessiales; Symbiodiniaceae. The record is from the annotation of a GenBank genome assembly.
GCGAAUCACGCCGAGCUGCUCUUGGGUAGCGAAAGCUCUUCCGUCGUUCCGGGGGUGCCGGUGGAGCGGACGAGAGAUGCCUGCAGCCUUACCGAGAUGUCUUUGGUGCAGGUAGACUACGAGGCCUUGAAGGCCAUCCUCAUCCAGCUCUACGGCUCUAAGGACUUUCUGAAAGACCACCUGGGAUUCAUCGCCGCCGAGGCGGCCAACCCCGUUCUGGUCCAGGCUUUCUUGGCCUUCAAAGAAGGCUGGGACAGCUUCAGGCCAUCUGACGACCUCCGAAUGCAGGAUCUUCAGAUCGCUUACAUCCACUCUAACCCCAAUGCGGUUGGCUCGAAAGACAACUUGGAUUAUGCGCAGGGGCCGGAGAGUUACCAUACUGCCCACCGCAACUUUCAUCCGACCUACCGCGACAUCCUCUAUGCCAGAAACUACUACGACAUCUUCAUUUUUGACCUGGACGGAAACCUGAUCUAUUCAGUGUACAAGGAGCUUGACUACGCCACCAACUUUAUGGCCAAUGGCACCGGUGAGUGGAAAGACUCCGGACUGGGUGAGGCAUUUCGUGCAGCUGUUGCACACCCCAGUCAGAUCAACAUCAUCGACUGGAAGCCGUAUGGGCCUAGCUAUGGAGCUUUGGCGAGCUUCCUAUCCACAGGUAUCCUCCAGGAGGGCGAGUUGCUGGGCGUCUUUUGCACUCAAAUGCCGCCGGAGUCGAAGCCAGUGGAAGUUUCGGAGAUGGAGCCCAUUUUAGAGAAGGCCGAUCAAACCAUCCGGGUGGCCGUGGACUACUACAAAACAGGCAGCAACGAUUGCAGUCCGACGCUGAGCCCGACCGCAUGGGAGAUCGAGCUGGAGCAGCUCAGCAGGCUUAAGUACAAGUUCCAGAAGGUGGAGACGGAAUAUGCGCUGCUCGCCAACGGCUACUCACAGAGUUGGCUCAACAUUUCGGUGCAGGGCCUGGAGGAGCAGAAGGUUUUCACAGAGACGGAGUCAUCGAAGCUGGAGCUGGUGUCGGCGAUGUGGGAUUUCAAGCAAGCCUGGGACAAGUACCGGGACACCAACGCAGAGAGGCUUCUGAGUCUGCAGAUUGCCUACAUCUUGCUGAACCCUUUCCCGACGGGCUCGAAGGACCAGUUGGAUGCUGCAGACGGCCCGGAGGAGUACCACAAGGUGCACGCCCAGUACCACCCCACGUACCGAGCCAUCCUGUACGAGCGCAACUUCUACGACAUCUUCUUCUUGGACUUGGGUGGCAAUUGCAUCUACUCUGUCUACAAG